AUGGGCACUACUUACAACAUCCGCCCCAAGAAGUUCGGGCCUGGCAGCCGCCAGUGGUUUCCAGAAGGUAAGCAGCAGCAGCAGCAGCAACAGCAGCAGCAGCACAAGCUGCAGCUGCAGCAGCAGCAGCACAAGCUGCAGCAGCAACAGCAGCAGCGCAGGCGAAAGCAGCAGCAGCAGUGGUGGAGGAGCGGGAGGGGGGUGGGAGUACCGUUAAGGCCGCCCCACAGUCCCUCUGGGGUGUCUGCGGAGACACCGCAGCCGCCUGCUGUCUCCGCCGUGCAUGCUGCAGCAGCAGCAGCAGCAGCUGCUGCAGCAGCAACUGCAGCAGCAGCAGCAGCUGCUGCUGCUGCUGCAGGGGUGUGGGGGCCUUGA
This is a messenger RNA of Eimeria necatrix, 375 nucleotides long. RefSeq lists its product as hypothetical. The record is from RefSeq and is a predicted model, not a curated record. The transcript has 3 exons. The coding region runs from base 1 to 375 and encodes 124 amino acids. Lineage: Eukaryota; Apicomplexa; Conoidasida; Eucoccidiorida; Eimeriidae.